Molecule: messenger RNA, 1108 nt
Organism: Manihot esculenta (cassava)
Lineage: Eukaryota; Viridiplantae; Streptophyta; Magnoliopsida; Malpighiales; Euphorbiaceae
Product: protein PHOTOSYSTEM I ASSEMBLY 2, chloroplastic
Exons: 6
Coding region: 89-649 (186 amino acids)
Source: RefSeq, a predicted model, not a curated record
CAACAAGCACCCGAUUCGUUUUUAUAACUGAUUGAAGCGAUUCAACGGAUAAUCUCCCUCCACAAAUUUUUUCAGUCAGAGGGGGAGCAUGGCGUCCUCUGCUCAUAUCUCCGCUAUCCCUCAACGCUUCUCUUUCUCCUCUAAAACUUCGUCUCGUCACUCGUUCAAAUCCAACUCAAUCGGGAUUCGAGUGAGAUCAAGUUUGGAAAAUGAGAACCGCUCUUCUGAAGUUCCCGACCAGUUCUUGGAAUCAAUCGAGGAGUCUCAAGCAUCAACAUCAAGGCGUCGGUGCAUUAGUUGUUUAUGCUCAACUUUGGUGCUGAUUAGUAAUGCUGGAACCUCCAUCUCCAUCCCAAAGGCAGUUGCUUUAGAUGGAAAAGAAAGAGCUGUAUGCCGAAAUUGCGGAGGCAGUGGUGCUGUACUUUGUGAUAUGUGUGGUGGUACAGGAAAAUGGAAAGCUCUGAACAGAAAACGUGCUAAGGAUGUUUAUGAGUUUACAGAAUGCCCUAAUUGCUAUGGUCGGGGCAAACUUGUAUGUCCUGUUUGCUUAGGUACUGGUUUACCAAAUAACAAAGGUCUUCUAAGGAGGCCUGAUGCAAGGCAAUUACUUGAUAAGAUGUAUAACGGUCGGCUAUUGCCUGGAUCUUGAGCUACUCCGACGAGUACAAAAUUUUGGGAACAUUGUUAUGGAAUUUUGAUUGUAAGAUUAUAUGAGAAGGUGAAUGUAGCCAGCAACAGUAUCAGUGCAUAGUCUGAGCAUUACCUCCAUGCCUAGCACACAUCAGGAGCUUUUUCUUCUUUGAUGUAGUUAUAGAAAUAACCUAAGCUUUGAUUUUAUGUAUGCCAUGCUGUUUCAUUCAAAGUAGGUCCAAUCAGAGGACAGUGAACCAUCUCCUUUCUUCCCUACUUGAAACAUGAGAUGCAUGUCCACUGCAUAAACAGUUAUAAGAGAACCUAAUGGUGCUUUGCCUUGUGUUGGUUGAUGGGUGAUCAUCUGUACUUGGGUACCAGAUUCAAUGUAGUAGUUUUCAAAUGUAAUUUUAGACAAGGUUGUAAGAUACAUUUGUUUCUGAAAUGAUUAGAUCAAUUCAUCUGCUCUUGCAGUGUA